This is a messenger RNA of Jaculus jaculus (lesser Egyptian jerboa), 3905 nucleotides long. RefSeq names its product NLR family member X1 (gene Nlrx1). Gene Ontology annotation, molecular function: protein binding. The record is from RefSeq and is a predicted model, not a curated record. Gene Ontology annotation, cellular component: mitochondrion. Gene Ontology annotation, biological process: negative regulation of canonical NF-kappaB signal transduction. NCBI's taxonomy places the organism in Eukaryota, Metazoa, Chordata, Mammalia, Rodentia, Dipodidae. Bases 154 to 3090 code for a protein of 978 amino acids. The transcript is spliced from 10 exons.
GCGCGGCGCGGAGCGAGCCGGGGACGCCGGAGCCCGCGGGAGACGCCGGCUUCCACCUUGCCGGGCCGCCUCGACGGGCACCCGGGCCUGGGCAGCCAGGGAAACAGGAUAGAAAGUGGUGCUAAGCUCCAGGCUCUGACCUUCUCUCUUAGGAUGAGGUGGGGCUGCCAUUUACCCAGGGCCUCUUGGGGCUCUGGUCUUGGAAGAACACCCCAGACACCAGAUGAGCACAUCCCCUUCCUGAUCUACUGGAAUUGGCCCCUGAAAGGGGUGCGUCCCUGUGGGCCCAUUAGGGCCUUUGUCCGCCACUACGGAAGCUCUGGAAGCUCUGCAGAUCAUGCUUCUGCACCUGGCCGGCAUGGACAGCUGUUCCGGAGCAUCUCUGCUGCUGAAGCUAUCCAGAGGCACCGCCGGAACCUGGCCGAGUGGUUCAGCCGGCUGCCCAGGGAGGAGCGCCAGUUUGGUCCAACCUUUGCUCUUGACACAGUCCAUGUGGACCCCGUGAUCCGCGAAAGCACCCCUGAUGAGCUGCUUCGCCCAUCCACAGAGCUAGCCCCUGGGCCUCAGCAGCCCCUGGCUUGUCUCCCCCCACUGGCUCUGUCUCAGCUCUUUGACCCGGAUGCUUGUGGGCGCCGGGUGCAGACGGUGGUGUUAUAUGGGACCGUGGGCACUGGCAAGAGCACGUUGGUACGCAAGAUGGUCCUGGACUGGUGUUAUGGUCGGCUGCCCGCCUUUGAGCUGCUCAUCCCCUUCUCCUGUGAGGACCUAUCGUCCCUGAGCCCCAGUCCAGCUUCCUUGUACCAACUUGUGACCCAGCGCUACACGCCUCUAAAGGAGGUGCUGCCUCUGAUGGCUGCUGCUGGAUCCCGCCUGCUCUUCGUGCUCCAUGGCUUGGAGCGGCUCAACCUGGACUUCCGACUGGCAGGCACAGGGCUUUGUAGUGACCCUGAGGAGCCAGGGCCACCAGCUGCCAUCAUGGUCAACCUUUUGCGCAAAUACAUGCUGCCUGAGGCCAGCAUUCUGGUGACCACUCGGCCCUCUGCCAUUGGCCGCAUCCCCAGCAAGUACGUGGGCCGCUAUGGUGAGAUCUGUGGCUUCUCUGACACCAACCUGCAGAAACUCUACUUUCAGCUCCGCCUCAACCAGCCCGACUGUGGGUACGGCGCAGGGGGUGCUAGGGUGUCAGCCACGCCAGCUCAGAUGGAUAGCCUGGUGCAGAUGUUGUCCCGCAACCUGGAGGGGCACCACCAGAUCGCUGCCGCAUGCUUCCUGCCUUCCUAUUGCUGGCUUGUCUGUGCCACCUUGCACUUCCUACAUGCCCCAACACCUGCUGGCCAGACCCUCACAAGUAUCUAUACCAGCUUCCUGCGCCUCAACUUCAGCGGGGAGACCCUGGACAGUGCCGACCCCUCCAAUUUGUCCCUGAUGGCCUACGCAGCCCGAACCAUGGGUAAGCUGGCCUAUGAGGGGGUGUCUGCACGCAAGACCUAUUUCUCUGAAGAGGAUGUCCGUGGCUGCCUGGAGGCUGGCAUCAAGACGGAAAAGGAAUUUCAGCUGCUACACAUCUUUCGCCGAGAUGCCCUGAGGUUUUUUCUGGCUCCGUGCGUGGAGCCAGGGCACCUGGGUACCUUUGUGUUCACCGUGCCCGCCAUGCAGGAAUACUUGGCUGCCCUCUACAUUGUGCUGGGUUUGCACAAAACAACCCUUCAGCGGGUGGGCAAGGAAGUGACCGAGCUUGUGGGCCGUGUGGGUGAGGACGUCAGUCUGGUACUAGGCAUUGUGGCUAAGCUGCUGCCUCUGCGGAUUCUGCCGCUGAUCUUCAACUUGCUCAAGGUGGUUCCUCGAGUGUUUGGACGCAUGUUUAGUAAAAGCCAGGAAACUGUUGCCCAGGCCAUGGUGCUAGAGAUGUUUCGAGAGGAGGAUUACUAUAAUGACGAUGUCCUGGAUCAAAUGGGUGCCAGCAUCCUGGGUGUGGAGGGCCCCCGGCGCCACCCCAAUGAACCCCCAGAGGAUGAAGUCUUUGAGCUCUUCCCCAUGUUCAUGGGGGGUCUUCUCUCGGCCCACAACCGGGCUGUGCUGGCUCAGCUCGGCUGCCCCAUCAAGAACCUGGAUGCCCUGGAGAACGCCCAGGCCAUCAGGAAGAAGCUGGGCAAGCUGGGUCAGCAGGUGCUGCCCCCCUCGGAGCUCCUUGACCACCUCUUCUUCCACUAUGAGUUUCAGAACCAGCGCUUCUCUGCUGAGGUGCUCAGCUCCCUACGCCAGCUCAACUUGGCCGGUGUGCGCAUGACACCCCUCAAGUGCACAGUGGUAGCAGCUGUCCUGGGUAGUGGAAGACAUGCCCUGGAUGAGGUGAACUUGGCUUCCUGUCAGCUGGAUCCUGCAGGACUUCGAACACUCAUGCCUGUCUUCCUGCGAGCCCGGAAACUGGGCUUGCAACUCAACAGCCUGGGUCCCGAGGCCUGCAAGGACCUCAGAGACCUGCUGCUGCAUGACCAGUGUCAAAUCACCACCCUGCGGCUGUCCAACAACCCACUGACAGCAGCAGGGGUCGCCCUGUUGAUGGAGGGGCUGGCAGGAAACACCUCCCUGACACACCUGUCCCUGUUGCACACGGACCUAGGAGACAAGGGGCUGGAACUGCUAGCUGCCCAGCUGGACCACAACAAGCAGCUGCAGGAGUUGAACGUGGCCUACAAUGGCGCUGGCGACACAGCAGCCCUGGCCCUGGCCAAGGCUGCCCGAGAGCACCCUUCUCUGGAGCUGUUGCACCUCUACUUCAAUGAGCUAAGCUCAGAGGGCCGCCAGGUAUUACGGGACUUGGAGGGCACUGCUGAAGGCCGUGCCCGGGUUGUGGCCUCCUUGACAGAGGGGACAGCAGUGUCUGAGUACUGGUCCGUGAUCCUCAGUGAAGUCCAGCGCAACCUCAACAGCUGGGAUCCCGCCAGGGUCCGGCGCCACCUUGAGCUGCUGCUUCGGGAUCUGGAAGAUAGCCGAGCUGCCACCCUCAAUCCUUGGCGCAAGGCCCAGCUGCUGAGAGUGGAGGGUGAAGUCAAGGCCCUUUUGGAGCAGCUGGGAGGCCCUGCGAGCUGAAAACAGUGGCAGCUGAGAUCUCACUGGCUUCAGGCUCCUUCCUUCUGUGGCCUUCUGGAUUGUACUACCCUUUCCAGAAAGAUCUCUUCAGUGAUGGAGUUGAAGAAAUGGAUACAGGAUGUGAGGGUGAUCUGGCUGUGACACCUGUCACCCAUUGAUUGCCAGGGUUGGUUCAGCUGAUCUGGCUGGCUAAGCAGUGUCCCAUUCUUCCCUCAAUGUUCCAUUGUGUCUCUCCCGACGGCCUUCCUGGAAUAGAGAUGGAUCUGUCUUCAGUCAAGGGCAUACGGGUAACUGUGCUCCCCUGCUGGAACCUCCAAGCAAGCUCUCAAGAAAUGGGUACCGCUGUGCCAGUCCUCACCCCUCUCCAGGACCUUUCCCAGAUUUGGAAUGUCCAGGGUCAGAUAUAGUGGACUUGGGCAUAAAUCAUGCUGUCCCUCCCCUUGGCAAGAAGAACAAAGACUGAGGCCAGAUAUGAUAGACUUGGACUUGGAAGAUGAAUGAUGUGGCCCUUGAGUGGUCAAGCACCUUGCAGUACCACCACCAAACUCGCCUCUCUCCCUCUGUUCAAGGAGCCCGAGACUUGUGCCACGAGGGGCACACUUCUCAUAUCUGCCAUGCUGGGAGUUCUGCCAUCCAGGAGAUGUUUUGGAGAGCUUCCCCUCCUGCAUUAUGUUCACCUGUGGACUCUGAGAAUGCCCUCACAUUGGUGCUUUCCCUUGCCCCAUGCCCCUGAACCUGUACCGGUACUGAUGGGUCCAUGGCCCCAAGGGGUGAGUGCCCCUGGUGUGCUGCUAUUAAAAGCUAUGUGUCUUCCA